AUGAAGCUCCUAUACCUUCGUGCGCUCAUCGUUAGUGGCGUGCUCUCUGCCAUGUUCUAUGACGCUUGCGGGGGCUCCGAACGAGAGGCAUCGGCACCUGGUGCUCAUGCACUAGAUCACGAGACGGUGAAGACGGCACUGAGUCCCCAAGCUACCACCAACGCCGAGCAAGAAGAUCGAGGGUGGAUAUGUGUCGACGUUGUCCCUUUCCUCCAUGGCUUGGGUCCAGCCAAGUUCGAGACGGUUUCUCCAGCUAGUAUCACCGCCAUCGAGAGGUUUUCUCUAGCUAGUAUCACCGCCAAAAUCGGCCAUAUCUUCAAGCGUGAAGGUGUCCGUGAAAUACCAGCUCCAUUCUUCUUCGACGGAACGGACGAAAGGGUAGUGAGUUGGAUGGCCUUCUGCCUGUUUUCACGCCACUCAACCCUAAAACCGAACGGUCCUCCGGUCCUCCAAAUCGCCAGCGUACUGGCCGAACUGGACUCGCCAAGAGCGGCAGCCGUGCUUCAACAUGCGAGAAAGGGAGAAUGGACAGAAGCAUGGGUUCGUAAAGUUGAAGCAGCGCUACCCGAAGAGCAUGAUAGAGUAAGGAGAGUUCGGUAUGAUGCAAAUAGUGACUGGGAGAGUCAAAAGUACGAGAGGUAUGCACUCAAAUUGGCCUUUUACACAAAGGUCGUUCGACUAUGGGAUUACUCUGAAUGGUUGUUCAAGCCAACAGCCAAAAAGCGGGUUACCUCACAGCUGAAAAAGGACAUCGCUGACAAACUUCGCAUACUGCCAAUUGCCGAUGCUGCAAUCGUGGUUCAAGUUGCGAAGGAAUCUACGGAGACGCGUAAACUUGCUCUGUACGCUCAAAAACAACAGUUCGUUCGGUUCAAGGGUGCGGGUAUUGAUCCUAAUGACUUGGAGAAGGGUUGGUUGCCGGCGGCGAAUUAUUUUGGUGGAAACGGUUACGGGAAACUGGUAAAAGCGUUUGUUGACGAUUACAAGAAGGCGUAUUUCUGGAUGAAUCUCAUGUUUGGAUGA
This is a messenger RNA of Hyaloperonospora brassicae, 1023 nucleotides long. The record is from the annotation of a GenBank genome assembly. Lineage: Eukaryota; Oomycota; Peronosporomycetes; Peronosporales; Peronosporaceae.